AUGGUACUUCUUACCUUUGACUUUGCAAGUAAACAGUUUUCUUUCCUUGAUCUUCCGGAUUCUGCUAACCGUGCUGCGGAAUUUUAUACACUGCAUGUUGCCGAGCGGGAUGGGUCGCUUGCAACUAUAAUCUACCCAAAAUUUGCGGAGGAAAAAACUUUUGAAUUGUGGGUGAGAAGUCAUGAUGGUUCGUGGGAGUGGAUAUCCACUUUUUGUGUUCCUGGUGUUCAUAAGCCAUUAGGGUUCUGGACAAAAGAUGAUCUUCUUUUUCGAGGCAAAGGUGAAUAUCUAAUCCUGUAUCACAUUGUCACUCAAGAGGUUAAGCAUCUUAAUAUCUCUGAUGAUCUUCUUCGUCUGGAGUUUGUUCCUUGUGUGGAGAGUGGAUUUCAGCUUGUUGGGAAAUCAGAGUUUGAAAACAAAGAGGUAUAG
This is a messenger RNA of Striga hermonthica, 429 nucleotides long. The record is from the annotation of a GenBank genome assembly. NCBI's taxonomy places the organism in Eukaryota, Viridiplantae, Streptophyta, Magnoliopsida, Lamiales, Orobanchaceae.